Molecule: messenger RNA, 910 nt
Organism: Xyrauchen texanus (razorback sucker)
Lineage: Eukaryota; Metazoa; Chordata; Actinopteri; Cypriniformes; Catostomidae
Gene: mrpl47
Product: mitochondrial ribosomal protein L47
Exons: 7
Coding region: 22-777 (251 amino acids)
Biological process (GO): mitochondrial translation
Cellular component (GO): mitochondrial large ribosomal subunit; mitochondrial ribosome
Molecular function (GO): structural constituent of ribosome
Source: RefSeq, a predicted model, not a curated record
UCUUGACAUUUGUUUGUCAAGAUGGCUGCGGCUAUAACAUGCCGCCUGACUGCUAUAUGCAGACAAUUUCAGCGCGUUCUCACCGUGUCUUCAUACACACAACCUCAACAUGCAACUCAAGUUCUGUCCAGAUUUCACUCUUGUCCACAAAGACAGAUGCAUGAUACAUGGUGGUUUCGAAGUCCCAUGUAUAGUCGAGCCCUCCAUACGUCCUGUGGCAGAAAAGGACUGGAAGAAUUUUUUGACCUCCAGGAGAACUGGGGUGAAACAACAGUUAAAUCAGGUGCCCCAUGGACUGCCAAACAGCUUAGGUCAAAAAGUAACGAAGACUUACACAAAUUAUGGUAUGUUCUCUUGAAAGAAAAGAACAUGCUACUCACUAUAGAACAGGAGGCAAAACGACAGUGUGUUCAGAUGCCUAGUCCAGAACGCAUCAAAAAGGUUGAGAGGUCAAUGAAGCGUCUCGACACAGUUGUGAACGAGCGAGAGGAUGCUCUUCGCUUAUUGCAGACAGGACAAGAGAAAUCCAGACCAGGGGCAUGGCGAAGAAAUGUCUUUGGCAAAACAAUGUGGCACAGCUAUAGGGAAUACCCCAUCCCCUGGUAUCUGAAUACGAGAUACAAAAGGAGGCGUUUCUAUGAACCAUCACAUGUUGCCCCUUACACAAGGUUGAGCCUUGAAAAAUAUAUGAAGACCAAAAUUCAGAAAGAAAAAAGAGAAAAGGGAAACCAAAAAAGGCUUGCAGAUAUAUUCCCAAAAAAGACUGCACUGGCAUGAGACCUUUGAAAAGACAAAUGAGCUUUUCACAUUUAAUAUUUCCUCUUCAAAAUCUAAUACUUUCUCAUUUCUCCAGCAGUUUUGGAGGGAAAACUUUUGUUGUACAGUUAUAAAAAUAAAUGUAUCAACAUGA